CGUCAGUGUUUUCCUAAGGUGUGAAGUUGACAGUGAGUAUAGUGUCACAUACGGUGGCAUACGACGGGGAAUAAUUACUGAAUGGAGUGAUUAGGAUGAGUCAACAUUUCGCAGACGACUUAAUCCAGCUUUUGUGCUGAUACAUAUAUGCUAGAUGACAACCUAGCUUGAUUAGUCGAAUUGGAGAGGAAAAGGUCAUAAAAUACCUUUGCUGCCUUCAAAAUGAGAACGUAUAAAAUCCCAGCUGAUAUUUGCUAUGGCUCAAUGUCAUUCUUCAUCACCAUUGUCCACAACAUUUUUCUUCUGUAUCAUGUAGAAAUCUUUGUGUCUGUUUAUCGCAUCGACAAGACAUCAUUCUGGAUCGGAGAAACAAUAUUUUUAAUCUGGAACUCUUGUAAUGAUCCAUUAUUUGGAUGGAUGAGUGACAGCAAAUAUUUAAAUACAAGUGCUCAGAAAGGAAAUGACGUAGUGUUACAGAGAUUAUCUUUUUUACAGAGAUUUGGUCCAUUAUUUGCCUUAUCUUUCCUUGGUUUCUGGAUCUCGUGGACGUUUCCGUGGCUUCAGUUUGUUAUUUGUUUGUGUCUUUAUGAUGGAUUUUUAACUCUGAUUGAUCUUCACCAUUCAGCCUUAUUAGCAGAUUUAGCUGUUUCUGCAGAAAUUCGAACUAGGCUCAAUUCUAAAUGUUCUGUUUUUGCUGCCAUUGGCUCAGCAACUGUGUUUCUAUCCUAUGCUAUAUGGGAUAAAGAAAAUUUAAAUAGUUUUAGAAUUUAUUGUGCUGUUGUGGCCUUUGUCUCAUUUUUAGGAUUUUUUUUUGUGUCUUCCUUGUUAAAAAGUUAUUAUACCUCUUCAAAAGAAUCACAGAAAUCUACAAGCGAUUUUCAUCAUGGUUUCCCUGAUGUAAUAGGUACAUGUAAUACUAUUAGCAAAGAAAUGAAUUUGGAUGAUGAAAUCAAGCCUGGUCACCAAACUUUUAAAUCUUAUAUUUAUCAACUUUUACAACAUAAAAACUUUCUGUUAUUUUCUGUGAUGAACUUAAUACAGGUAUUUCACUGCCAUUUCAACAGUAAUUUCUUCCCUCUAUUUCUGGAGAAUCUACUAGGAGAAACAAUCAGUCCUAUGUAUGGAUCAAUAUUAAUAGGAUUAUCGUUUGUAGCUCCACAUAUAAAUAAUUUAUAUUUUUUAACGUUAUGUCGGAAGUAUGGUGUAUAUAAUGUUAUAUAUGUAUUAUUUGGAGUAAAACUGUUGUUGAGUUUGUUUAUGUUUUUUGCUGGACCAUCACAUAUCUGGUUACUUUGUAUAUUUAUUGCCAGUAAUAGAGUAUUCACUGAAGGUACAUGUAAACUACUGAAUCUUGUCAUUAGUGAUCUGGUUGAUGAAGACUAUGUUAAGAAUCACAGACAUCAGGCCGUUUCAGCUCUGAUAUUUGGUACUACAGCUUUAUUGUCAAAACCAGGACAGACGUUGGCACCUCUUAUAGGUACCUGGAUGUUAGCAUCUACAACAGGUCAUGAUGUUUUUGAAACAGCCGGUGAUGUAGGAUCCAUCAAAUUUGAUGUAAAGAAUUUAGAUGUAGCUAGUCGUGAAUCAUAUAAACAAGGAUGUUUUAAUUUGUUAGUAUAUAUACCUAUAAUCUGUGCUGUUUGCCAACUUGCUGUUUGGACACAAUUCUCAUUACAUGGUCGCAGACUACAAUACAUAAAAUCACGACGAGAAGGUUCAGAAAAAACAUUUGUUUAACUCUAAAAGAAAUCUGUUUACAAAAUCUUUAUGACAUUAACCUCUGCAAACGAUAUCACAAUAUGAUCUAGAAAGUUUAUUAGACCGUUACAAGGUUUCAGGUCUGCUUAAAGAGAUUUGGUGAAUCAAAUGUUUAACAUCCUAAAAUUUCUAGAAGAUGUAACUUGGGUUAAAUUCAUAAUAUCCAGCAAAACAUUUUUUAAAAUCAAAAUUUUAUGCCAGUCCUUAAAAAUAUUUAAAAUUUCAAUCAAAAUGAAGAUAUUAGGGGGGUUAGUACAUUUUCUUAUUUUGUGAAAAAAUUUUCCCCACAUUUUUGUCUCAACAUCAUCAUUCUAAGUACUCCAUUAUAAAGUAUUAUGAUGAUAGUAUUCAAAAGCAUUGAUCCGAUUGUGUAUCCAUGAUGAAUUAAUGUUGAAAUGGAUCUAAAAGAAUUUUGUUUUUGUUAAUUGAUAACUUGAAUUUAUAGUUGUUGGAUCCUAUUGUCUAUCAAUCAACAUAAUUUUUGUUUUAUUUCUCAGUUGUUUACUCCACUUUAGGGAGCCACGGUGGCUAAGUGGGUAAGAUGCUGGCUUGCCAGCCCAGAGAUCGCGUUUUCGAUCCUUGCAUUGGCCGAGAAAGUUCAUCAGAAUUGUCCGACGGGGUUUCCCCUUUUCAGUGGUGCAGGACGGAGGGCCUGACAAGGACAGCUGUAUAAUCAUUCGAAUGAGACGAAAAACCGAGGUCCAGUGUAUACAUUGGCGUGCACGUAAAAGAUCCUUCGCAGUUGGAAUUCGAUAUAAGAGUAGGCCAUAGUGCCGCUGCCCGGGCAAAUUUCCCUCAUAGCACACUGUAUGGCGUAUGCCGAUCUUCAUUAGCCCGGUCGGAGUAGGACGUUAAGCCCCAUUUCAUUUCAUUUACUCCCCGUUAUCUUUGGAGAAAAAUGUUUCAUUAUUAGGCACUUUCAGUAAUGUACAGCUUUUGAUUUGUCAACUCCGUAUAAUCCUACCAAUCAAAGCAUGAUGUAGAAAAUUCUGCAAUAUCUUUUCAAAAGAUUUGAUUAUUCAUACAUUCGUUUGGCUGUCGGUUCAUGGUUAAAGGUAUUAUAAUGGUGGUGUCUCAGGUAUCCUAACUUGUUAAUUAUUUUAAAAUUAUGCAUGGAAUCAUAAAUUUUUACAAUUAUUUCAAAUAGGAGCAAAAAUAUAUAGUCAUGUAUUUGUGAAUUAAACAGGCAUUAUGCAAGAGAUAAAUCUGCCUAUUGCAGGUCUUUCUUUAGGCCUUAAAUGUUAUAUAAACCAUUAAUUUAUUAACAUAAAACCAUAAUCAACUCUUGAUGCCAUCUGAUGAGUCCGAUUAACCAUAAAAAUGGAUAAUCAAGACUUUGUUUAUUAUCGUAACAAUGACAAUCAAUAGAGUGUUAUUAAAAUGUCGAUUCCUCGGCUUAAGAAUGAAAUAAUUUGACGGAAAUUUCCAGCAUAUCCCCUUUACAUUAUCUAUUUUUUAACUAUUAUAAUCGUCCAUAAUGCUGCUUUAAUCUUGUCCAGACCUUAUUAAGACCAGAAUACAUGUACAUCACAAUUUUAUAUGUUUAGUUUCUGUUAAUUACUGAACCAUUUUCAAUUGUUAAAAUAAUUUAUAAAUACCGACAUAUUUCUUUGAGUAGCCAUAAGCAUUUCUAAUAAAUUAUUUUAUACAUUUAAUUUCUGUUGAAUUACUGAACCAUUUUUCAAUUGUUAAUAUAAUUUAUAAAUACCGGCAUAUUUUUUUGAGUAGCCAUAGGCAUUUCUAAGAAAUUAUUUGGAUUUCUUUUCACUCUAUGAUUAGAGAAAUAGAAAACAUUCAUAAAUAAUUUGCUUUACUACAUAUAUAAUUACUGAUAUUUGUUUUAUUGUAUACAGUGAAAUCAUGCCCCCCUAUUAAUGUAUGAAUUUCUAACGAGAUACUGUCAAAAGUUUUAAUAUUUUAUAUUUUUAUUAAAGAAUUUUGUUUUGGAUAAUUGUACCAAAAUUGAGGAUUUUUAAGAAAUAUAUUUUCACUUCCUUUAAGAUCUUCUGUAUUCUUGUUUCAAAGAAUGAUGCAAAGUAAUAUAUUUUCAUGUUAAA
Molecule: messenger RNA, 3815 nt
Organism: Patella vulgata (common limpet)
Lineage: Eukaryota; Metazoa; Mollusca; Gastropoda; Patellidae
Product: transmembrane protein 180
Exons: 7
Coding region: 223-1737 (504 amino acids)
Source: RefSeq, a predicted model, not a curated record